UUCUCUCAUUUCCUGUUGUGAGAGCGAGUCAGAAGUGACAGUUACUGAACUCAAAGUAGACAAAAGAGGAUAAAUUAGACAACGGGACUCUGGGUUGGUUGAAUCCAUUCAGUUCAGCCAUAAGAAGAUGGAGAUCCAAAAAACCCUUAGGACGAGGCGACCUCGGAGGGAGAGCUACGACCAAAAGCUGGAACAACGGGCAGCAAAGCACGAAGUCUUGAGGGAUCGUAACAACACCACAACAUGUCGCAGCCCAGGACACAAACUGGAGGCAGACUGGAAGAGUGAGAUGCAACAGAAAAGACAGAUGGAGUUUCAGAGAAGAAGAAACAUUUCCCAGACUGCAACUCCUCAGGUUGAUGAAAGAGAGUCAAACAAGGAGACCAAAGUCACCAUGAGGACCAACCGGCAGAGAGUGCCGCUGAUACACAGACAGUCCCUCAUCUCAGCAGAGGAGCUGGGGAUCACUUGGCCCAAUGUACACUCCAUCGAGAAGGCAACAUGGAUCACAUCACCAACAUUGCAUGGGACAGAAGAACAAAACAAAACAGUAAACAAACAGUGUGGCCUAGUGAAGUUAUCCAGUCAACUGGAACAGAGGAAUGCCUGCUGUCAGACAGAGUAUGGCUAUAUCACAGUGAAGGAGGCAGACCUUCUUCAACUGGCUGAGUAUCUGCAGGAAGCUCUUUGGCGAGAGGAUUCUCUGAAACAGAAACUAGCCGCGCUGCAGCGCACCACCUCUACCUUGCUGCUCUCACACGACAAUGUCUGGAAGAACUGUUACAAAGAGGACAAGAUGAAGGGGAAGAUUGGAGCACUGGAGUCACAGCUGAAGAUCUGUGUCCAGAAGCUGUCCAGGGAUGGAGCCAAGAUGCUACUGCUUCAGUCAGAGCAGCAGAGGCAAGAGUUGGAGGAGGUGGCCGUGGCCACGCUACAGAGGGUCACUGACCAGAAGACCAAGGCCCAGGACAGGGCUCACAGCCUGGAGAUGGCACUGCAGACUACCCAGGCAGAGUCUUCACAGUGGAGAGAGCGCUACGAGGAGGAGAGGAGAAAAUGCACUCAUCUGAGGACCUCUCGGGCGAAGAACAUUGACCAUAUAAACCUGUUACAAAGCCAGCUAGAGAGUGUGACUGGUCAGGAGGCAACACUGCAGAAGCAGCUAUUACAGCACCAACAGACCAAGGCUGAUCUCCACAUGAAGAUCAACAUCCUAGAAGGCAAACUCAGCAUCUACAGGUCACAACUAGAGACACAGAGACAGCAGGACACCAAAAAAGAGCAGGAGACGAUGAAAGGAGAUGAACAAGACUUCAUAGAACCUACCUUAAAUGAGCAGCUACACCCAGCCGCGUCACACAACAGCCAUGAACAGAGCGUAAUAGAAAACAACAGCCGUAAGAGAGAGAGACGCUGUUGUUCCUGUCCCAUCCUGUCUCUGUUCCUGGUCAUUUUGGUGGUGACCAUUUUGUUCUUGUUACUGGCCAAUAUUCCCACAAGGAACCAGCUGUGGGACCUUUACCAAGAACUACAGGACAGAACAGAGAAGUACCUUGAUGACAUGAAAUUAGCACAGCAUUGCUAUAGGCCUAUGUGACAAGACCUGGGAACUGGACAAACUGGUUUGGGGAAAUUUCUUUUUUUUAUCAUAUUUUGACAUUGUGAAGGACAGUAAAAUAGUCCUGUGAGUCAAUUUGUUUGGGGGCCAAAAUCGUAGAUGCUGAUUGGCUGAAAGCUGUGGUAUGAGACUGUAUACAAUAGGUCUGACAUUGCACACUUCCACUGUUUGCAUUGAUUACAGUGUUUGAAGAGCGCUACGGAAUCCCAACGCUGCGGGACACAAUGCCAACAUAGCACGACUAAGCGCUUUAUCCAAGCGUUGUGAUGCAUCUUCCCUUAGAACAGCUCUCAGCUGAUAGAUUAGCCAUAUAGCACACCCUUUUUGCCUUACGGUUUAAUGCUCACCAUGUAUUUAUGGUUAAUGCUUCAUGUUCCUGCUUAUGUUCGCCCUCUCAUAAUAAAAACAUGUAAUAAGUUU
This is a messenger RNA of Esox lucius (northern pike), 2038 nucleotides long. Its product is annotated as TRAF3-interacting JNK-activating modulator. NCBI's taxonomy places the organism in Eukaryota, Metazoa, Chordata, Actinopteri, Esociformes, Esocidae. The transcript has 13 exons. The coding region runs from base 128 to 1597 and encodes 489 amino acids. The record is from RefSeq and is a predicted model, not a curated record.